Caenorhabditis auriculariae is the source of this 8154-nucleotide messenger RNA. The record is from the annotation of a GenBank genome assembly. Lineage: Eukaryota; Metazoa; Nematoda; Chromadorea; Rhabditida; Rhabditidae.
AUGUCUGAUUUGUGCUCGGGAUUCGAGCCGCAGAACUACUUGAAGGAACGAUGCAAAAAAUGUUUUCGUCCAAAGGUGAGCUGAUGCUUAAAAACGAGUGUUUUUGGAUUCCUACCUCUCGACUUGACAAGAACACAAUUUUUUGGGUAGUUUAUCAUUCGCAGACGUAAGUGUCUUCUUUUUCAGCUCGCUCUGUGAAAUUUUUCCUGAAUAGUUAUGCGUGCCAAAUGAUGUUCAUUUUAAAAGGGUUUUUAUCAGGAUAAACAUGUAGAAGAGGUGAUAUCCGUACCAGUCCUCAAAAAAGAACGGAGAAAAAGCUGGAAAGACAGAAAUAUGGACAAUGGAGCACCAGAUGACGGUUUGCUCGAAAAUUUAAUUAUUAUUUGUUUUAGUUGUUUCAGCUUCAGAAGAAGCAGAAUGUUUAUCAGUUUCUUCCUACGUUUCAGCCACAUCAAAGGGCCUAUCUUCUGCUAAAUCUUUAGAAAGUGUCAACGACACAAAAAGCAUGGUAACUGCAGUUAGCGGCAGCAUCUGUGACGAAGAUAGAGCCAUGACUCCAACAGAAAAUGACGUUUUUAUUCCCUCUCAAACUCCUUGAAAUAAGAAAUGAAAUUGCAGAGGUCGUAUGUGAUAUCUCUAAAAGACGAGAUCUCUCAACUGCGAGAUUUGAAUCAGUCACUGAAGGUUUUUUUUUCGAAUUUUUUUCUCAGCUAUUACAUUUUCCCAGUUCCUUUUUUUUCACUUCCAACCGCGAAUGCUCACAAAAAAGCCAUUUCCUGUUGCACUUAACAGCUGCUCUUUUCUUCUAGCGAACUCAUUUUUCAAUUCUUUUGGGAACAUUCUAAAUCUAACUCGGCUUUCAGCAAGAAUUGGCUCAAACGAUAUUGAGGAAAAGGCUGCAAAAUGCAGAAGCAAGCGAGUCUUCUUUACUCAUGAUGUUGGAAGAGCGACUCAACCACGCUGAAAGUCAGCUGCAGGAUUAUCGCGAUGAAAACACAGUCUUGAAAUGCGAGCUGCGAGAGUUGCAGGUUCGCUUCAUUGGUUUAAAAAAAUAUUUAUUUUUCGUCGCUCUUUUUUUAAAUCUUCAUUAUUGAUUCUUCAUCAGAAAAACAGAAUAACAAAAAAAAUCUGAAAAAAAGUAAUAUAUAUACAAAGAAAGGUUCUCCCAAAUUUUUCAGUGUCACUGCAACUAGCCAGAAAAAUUUUUUGGACUGUUUUGCUAAAAUUCGUUUCGAAUAAUAAUAAAACUGGGUUAUCGAAAAUUCACACUUUCAGGAAUCAACAUAUGCAACUACUGACGAUUCACUAAAACAAAAAAUCUCGGCCACCGAAGGUUUAUGCGACGAUCUGAUUGAAGAAAAUGAACAACUGAAAGCGGAAGUCAAAGAUUUACAACACGAAAUCGAAGAAAUGCAGGUAUGUCGAAAUGGUUGAUUAUUUAUAGAUAUUUUCCAGGACCAAUAUCGAGAAGAAGAAAUUGAAGAAUUCCGGGAGCUUCAAAGAGAACUCGAACAAAAUGCCAAAAGUUGUAGAGUUUUACAAUUCAAACUUCGUAAAACAGAGAGACAAAAAGAGCAAGUUGAAGCUGAGAAAGCACAUUUGCAGAUGAAAUUAGAAGUGAGAUUACGAGUGUAGAUUUUUAAGUAUUAUAUUCAAGGAAUCCAACACUUCAACUCCCGGAGGAACGCCCGGUUUUCGGUCAGAGACAGCUCGUGUUAAAGAGCUUGAGUCGGAAAUUCGGAUAGCCAAGGAGGUUUGAGAAGUUUUUUUUUUCAACCGAACUCUUUUUUUUAAGGUGUCAGUACGUCUUCAUAAUGAAUUGGAGCAGACAGAGGAAAAAAGAUGCAAACUUGAAGACGAAGUUUUCUAUCUGAAAGAGAAAGUGCGAGAAAUCCAAACGCAAAACAAAUGGAGGGAAGCGAGAAACAAAACUGAUUUUGCAGUGGUAGUUUCCAUAUUAAAAUACGAGUGAAGGGUUUUUUCAUUCAGAAACGUUUGUCGGCGGAAUUGGCAGCCUCGGCACCGGUAAUCAGUGACAGCGAGAUGAGCAAGGAGCUGAGGGACGCCUUGGAGCGAGAGAUUGACCUUCGCGAACAGCUCCGUUUCGCAGAAGAAGACCUCAAAAGAACACAACUCCGUUUGCAUGUUUGUUCCAGUUUCUUUACAUUCUUACGAGGAAGUGAGAUGUUCAUUUCUAAACUUUUCAGGACGUUGAGAAUGAAAACGAGGAAUUAGUUAAGAAACUGUCGAAAGCUUCUAAACUUCGUCCUCCUAUGAUUCGGUCAGCAAGGUUAGUGCAAAACUCCCAAAAACUCAAUUUUUUUAAAUUGCAUCAAAUAAUAUUCAGCGAGGGAAAUGCGCACCUGCAACUAGAACUCGCUGAACAUCAAGUCCAACACCUGAACACAAAGCUCGAAAGACUUGAAAAGACAAACGACCAUCUGAACAAAAAGUAGUUUGCCACCUGUUGAAAAUAGAGGAAAAUUUAAAUUGAGAAUCAUUGAACUGGAGGAAAAUAGCGGGCUAUCGAUUCCAUCUAAAGGAGAAGUUUAUAAAUAUGGAGAGCUCAGUUGAAAAUGAAAUUUAGUUCAAACUAACACCCGAAAUGGAACGAGAUAUGUCAAAAAUGAUAGCCACGAUCAGCGAUCUUGAACGCAAAAACUUGGAAUUGACGGUUCAAUUGAAACAAAUGGAAGCAAAAAACAACUUCAAAAACCCAAACUUCACAGGUUUGUAUAUAUAAUUCAGAGAUGAUCCAAUUAUUUUUAUUUACAACAAUUUCGUUGCCUUUCCAGUUUCCGGAGCUACAACACUAGAACUGAGGAGCGAGCAAGAGAAACGCAAAACCCUAGAGGCACAGUUAACAGAGCUUAAAGCCACUGUAUUCAAGUCAGACAAUCAAAAAGUCAUUGCUCUUGCUACAAAGGUUAACUCUGUUUUUUACUGCGGGAAAUACAAGUUUUUCUCAAGAUUGAACAGCUGAACGCCCACUUGAAUUUGGUUAACGAACGAUGUACAACUUUGCACAAGAAGCAGCCUAGAGACGCUGGCUCUGGCCAAUACGUAGUAGGAUGAACUUUCCUUUUUUCUGUUUGAUAUAAAACUCCAGGACGACUUGAAAAGCCGUAUAGAACUCCUAGAGAGGCAGCUAAGCGAACGAAGAGCUUCAGAAAUAGUUAGUGAGAUACAAGGCAGUGUUCCUACUGUCGACGAGGUUUUAUUGGAAUUUUCUUUCUAGACUAACAUUCGUUUUCAAGAUUGAACAAUGCUGUGAAGUUCUAGCUUCAAUAGAACUUCAAACCGGUCGUCUAUGCAAGCAAAUCGAGAGAAUCGACCAAGCUCAGAAGGUAAAUUAAAAAAGAGAUUUGUAAUUGUAAUUGUAAUUGACUAUUUUAAUUACAGGAUGAGAGACGGAGAUCUUUAUCUAAAGAAAGUGGGGCCACCAUCAUUGCAGAAAUCGCCAACGUCAUGCAAGAACUCAAAACAGUCCACACCGCGCUUGACAAAAUCAAAGUAUGUUUAAAAAUUGAGGACUUUUCUUCAGAUUUUCAUUUAAAAAAAAACGACAUCUUCAAAAUUUUACAUGGUGCAAUAAAUCAAAAAAAAAUUGUUUUGAUUUCCUUAACGGGAGCUAGUUUUCAUACCAAAGUCUACGUUUUAAACACACGGGUUACCAAACUCAAAAAGUUAUUUCCAGUCCUGCAAGCCAAGCUCAGUCUCCAAUCAAGCUCCAAUAAAGGAACUUCAAGAAAUUCGUGAAUGCACAAAGUGCGCCCAGAAUAACCAGGUAACCAGGUUCACCUGAGUAUUUAUAAUAAUGCAUUUGUCAGCUCAUCGAAGAGCAAUUGAAUGAAAUCUCUUUCUACAAGAAAAAGAACAAGGAUCUCACAAAUCAGGUGAUUUACGACUUCAAUUUUCUUCUAUAAACUUGGUUUACAGGUUUUGCAAACAGAAGACAGGUGGACCAUUGAAAUCGAGAAACAAAGACAGAUCUUCGAAAACGAGGUUUCUACAAUGUAGAGCUCGAUCUUCAUUUAUCAAAAGCAACUUUUAGAUAAAAACUCUUGGCCUCCGGAUAGGGGACUCAAAAAGGCUGACAGAAGAACAACACGAACUUCUUGAGUCGAAGUCAGCUUCUUUGGUUGAAAAAUCACGCGCUUUGGAAGAGUUGGGAGACAGAAAUAGAAAACUUUCCGCAGAAGUUGAGGCGCAAAUCAAAGAAAUUCAGGUAUAAUCUUUCGAAAAAAUAUAGCAUACAAGUGUUCUUGUUUUUGAGGAAAAAUAUAUAACAAUGAACACUUUCAUCGUUUCAGGAGCUUCGAGCAGAGCACAAGAGCGUUAAAGAGUUUGAAAUAAAAUACAGAAAACUAGAAAGCAUUUUUGAUACUGAACGGGAAAAAAUGAACGGAGAACGAAAUCGCACUAAAAACGAGCUGGCAGCCAUGAAGAAAAUGAAAGACGACAUCGAAGAGCAUUUAAGUACGUAUGAAAAGGUAUUUUUACAGUAAUUCGUAGCUUUUCAGAGAAAACAAGCGAUGAACAGAAAAAGAACGAAGUGAAUUGGCGCCAAGAAAAAUCUUGCUUCGAGAAAGAAAUCCUUAUUUUGAAAAAACAGUUGCCAGAACAAACAGAAGAAAUGGAGAAAGGUUUGAUUCAAUCAUCUUAUUUCUUAAUAGGACUUUACAGCUUCUUUUACGCCGACAAGAGCAGAUAAUUCCUCACCCAACAAGCGAGACAACGAGAAAAUCGUCGUUAUCGAACUAAAAAAAGAAAUAGCCGUUUUAGAACGAAAGGUAACAUUUUUUUCAUCAUUUUUCUCUGCAAAAAAAAAGAGAUACAGAAUGCCGAUCUGGAGUCACAGCUAGAAGACGUCAAAAUCUCUAACGCUGAACUCAAGGACCAAUUAUCGAAAGCUCAAACGGGGUGGCAAAAGGACAAGGAAGCUUUUCAGCACAAAAUCCGCCAGACAGAAAAGGCUUGAUUGGUAUAUUUAAGAGUGAAUAUCUCUAUUUUAGAUUCGAACGGUUGAGAUUGAUGCAAUGCAGCAGAAGUUUAGCAGCAGAAUGAGAAUUAUGGAAGAUACUAACAAGUCGUUGCACUCACAGGUUUCUGCGAUUCAUUUCGAACCUAAUCACUUUCUGAAUAGCUGGUCCUUGCAAGACGAGAACGUGACAGUCACAAAGAAUCCCUGGCAACAUUCGAAAAACAAGUCGCAGAAGAGAGAGGCGUGCAGAAGACAAAAGAGAAAAAUGUUUCCGAAAAUGGCGAGAAAAUAAAAGAGCUGGUUAGUUCUGUAACUUCAAAACAAAAAAAAAUAACCACGAAGGCAUGUUAUUGGAAAGUCAAUCUCUUUUUUUCAGCAAAAAAAGCUGGCCGAAAAAGACGAAGAGCUUGAAAGAUUGAACACUGAUUUGAGACUGACAAAGGAAGCAAGAAAAGCUGAUCAAAUUCUUUGGAACAUCGACAGAGCCAGGGGUUUUCUGAAGUUUCUUUUCUAAAGAUCGAGGACUCUUGAAGGAAGAAGUGAAAAAACAACGGAUAGCGAUCACAGUGGAAUAGACGAUCUCCGAAAACAGUAUCGAGACUAUGAAGCCUUCUACACAAAAGUGAAUCCAUUUUCUCAGAACUUCAUUCAAAAAAAUUUUUGCAGGAAAUGGAAAGACUCAAUGAGAAAAUAAAUCAAGUAACGAUAGAAAAAACUACUCAGAAAGCAGAAGCACAAAAAACGAUCAGAGAGGUAUCAGUGAAUCCUAUCGAAGCAAUAAUCAAUUAUGUCAGCUUCGAGAAACGAUUCGCGUGCAUGAAAUUGAAAAAAAGAACCUUUCUCAGAACAAAGAUACUCAGCAGGUCGCGAAGGUUUAAUGAAUUUUUGGAAAAAUCAUUUAUUCAUAUUUUCAGGAAAUGGUUGAGUCGGAAAGAGAACGUUUGCAACAAAUGGUACAUUUACACGAACUUCAGAAGCUAACAAGAAAGUACCGGUUGAGCAGUAUAAUUGAUCAAGUAAGAAAAAGUGGACUGCUACUUGAUUUUUUCACUUGCAGCUACAAUAUGUCAGCGAAACAACACGAAAAGUGUCCCGAGAUGCAGAGCCAGAUGGAAUCAGAUACAUUAUCAGCCAACUUCUUGCCCUUCGAGACGAUGAAAUCCAAAACAACAUGAACGCGUAAGUGUUUUGAGUUAUUUGCAUUUGGAUGAACUUGAAAAUAUUGAGAACUCUAGAGAAAAGUUUUUUUUUGCGCUUUCAUCUGAAUUCCGUUCCCAGAUAGAACCUCAGACACGCUGGAAGCACAGAAUCAAUGACGUUUGACAAUAUACACAAAGAAUUAUAAAAGUUUUGCCCUGAAAUACUCUGAAAACUGAUUUUUUUUUUUAAAGUCGAAAAUUUACUUCUUUGCACGUUUUCUCAGUUUCAUUUCCCGUUUCUGAGUUUGACUAAGCAGAGAAGAACGUUGUGGCUCUGCAAUGGGAGACAGAAUCUCGAACGGAUAUGCUCCGUCGAUGAGCGAGUGCGGCGAAGGCACCUACGACAACAUCAGCCAGUCUUCUUUCUCGGUCCGCUCUGUGAACAGCGCCAAUGUCCGGCAAGCAUUCAGGUACUGGAAAUUCAGCUUUUCUCCGUUCUUCAGUUUCAGUCAAGAACUUACAUUAGCUUCUUCGUAAUCAAACACUUGGGCUUCAAUACAAACUUUAGCGCAAGAGUGAUUAUAACAAGAUUUUUGAGUUUCGAAACAUUUGAAAACUUUACUCUCUUUGUGCGUUUACUUGGGUUCACUGGCUCAGUUCUCUACUUGCUUUUUCUUUUCUAUCGCACAUUCUUUUAUGCUUUUGAAAAUAUUUUUCACAUGAGAUUUGUUCUCAAUUUGAAAGCCCCAGCAAAUCCCAGCACUUUAGUUUGCAUGAAAGGCAUGCAUUCAGACACGUUAACACAGCGACCACAACAUCUGCGAAUCCAGCAACUACAGCGUCCGUUUCUCAAACCGUCAGCCUCACAGAAGCCUUAUAUAGCAAGCCAGAAAAACUAAGCACUCGAACUCUGCCUUGCCAGAAAAAGCGGGCCUUCAGGUGAACUUUGCAUGACUUACUUCUAUACUAAGUUAGCAACUUUUUCUAUUAUAAGUAGGACUUUUUGGUUGGCUACUUGCUAGAAUUUAUUAGAAACACAUAACAUAACAAAUUUUUUUCCAAUUUUAAAACCGGAAUUCCGAAGGCUGGUUAUCAAAAAUUUAUUUGAUAAUUACAGUUCCGAUCAGUCUAAUGGGUACGACAGAUAUGGGCGUCCAUUGAAAAAGUAUUCUGAAAGCUAUGGCAGCAACGUCUUAGGUUGAAACCUUUUUCAACGCAUCCAUAUUUGACAGUUCAGAUGUACCCUCUUCAAGAAAAACUUCUACCAGCGAUGGAAAUAAAUUCCAAGUUCCCAGAACGGCUUCCUUUGACAAUCGAAGUCAAUACAGUGAAGAUGAACAAGACAACGGGCAUCCUCGCACUAAUAGCGCCGGUAAUCUAGAUUUCACGAAAAUAUCUCAUAUUUUCUUAAGGAACAAAUAUAUUAUAUCAAAUUCGUCGAGAAGAACUCGCUCGAGGAGGAAAACCUUCAGUGAAACUGAUGGCCAAAGCUUUUGAGUCUAUCGAUGAGCCGAAGCACGAAAAACGUGGUUUCUUCGGUAUUCGAAAGUCUCGGUCUGUUGAAACAACGCCAAAACAAACUAGAAUGGUUGAAGUGCAAAUUUUGAUGAGAUAACCUUUUUUUCAAGGAAGAAGCUGCUGACCGUGCUUUGAUCCAUAUGCACAGCCUUAGUCAAGUAAAUGAAGGAGUAACAAGUAAUUACGCCACUCUUCCUCGAGGUGACUUACCUCUGAGAACGAUCUCCUCACCUUCGUUCAAUUUCAGCAGGAGGACGGAAUCCUUUCAAAAACAUGGGCUCUCGUUUGGUGGAGAGAGUUCGACGGAGCUUGUCCAGAUCGAGUCGGCAAUCAAAAGAUAGCGACCGGGAAGAGGAGAUUGAAGUAACAGUUGUUAAAAAGGUGACUUCGAAAUGUUUUUGUUUGCUCAAACCGUUUUUCCAGCCCGAAAAACCAAUAUCCUCUCCGAAAAAGACAAAGAAGAAAUCUGCGGAAUCUAAAGCGAGAAAAACUUCAUCGGGAUCAAUUUCCUGA